CGCGCCUACAACUGGCUACAAGCAUUCGGUUUCGGAGUACCGAUCCAAGUCACGUCAAGACGACGGUUUGAGGGGUGCCUUCGUAUUUUAAUUUGGCCGUACGGCGAGACACGCAUGUCGCCAGACACAACAAAGAUGGGCAGUGCGGGAAACGGUGACGCUGGUUGUUGUUCGAUACUGAAGAAACUCGGCUUGCAACCGGUCACGCGAUGCAGCCUCGCGAAAUUCUACGCACCGGCAUUUGGCGCCGCCUCGUACACCGCGAUGUCCGUCAAUGUCAUGAACCCAAGUCUUGUCGUUAAGGUAUUUCCAAGAAGAGACAUCACAAACUUGUUACUGGUCGGUGCUCUGACCGGUACCGGAAUGUACCUUUAUACGCGCGAACACAUGAAGAGUGCGACGCAACCCGCAAGAAUCGUAUACAGUGCCGCUGGUGCGGUAUUGUUGAGCUUCGGAUCCGUUUUAGUGUGGGCCGUUUUGCGAUCCAUAGUCCCGCCAAAUCCGGUGCUCUGUACGAUAGCUGGUGUUGGCACCGGAGUGGCAUUCCUGAAGAUCGGCACGAGCUACAUUGAAUUUGUCGAUGGGCAGAUCGCGAAAAAGUAGACCGCACCUAUAUUGCUUUUCGUUCCCUUCCUGUUUAUCUGAUUUUUUUGUAUUUCGGAUUUAUGGCAGAACGAGAUUGUAUUACGUUAAAUUCACGAGUAAGCACUUUAAAGUCACUGGUUGCUUCGAAUUAGGUGCGGCUUUUGGAUCGGUGUACAAUUAAUUGUAAAAUUUUCCGUUCGACGAGUGAUUAUCGAGAAUAAUCGAAUUCUAGAUUCGCGAGACUGAUAUAUUACGAUGGGCAAUACAAAAGCGUAUACAGUUGCACUGCAGCGUCCUUAUUGAGAAUCUUGAUCUUGUUGAUCUUGAUCGGUAUCAUGUACGACUUUAAUAAAUAUACACGUGUACCUAUAUGCUUAUAAAAAGGAAGUAAUAAGAGACAUGCACACACAAGUAAAGUACGAAUUAAACCUUGGAUUGUCACAUCUCGCAAGAAUGUGCGAUUGGCGAUUCGAGUGUUGAUAAUUAUAUUAAAAUUAAAUAUUAUAUUAAUGAAAAUUUUUCACGCAUUUACACGCACGAGAGGACACUGCGGUCGAUACGUAAUGCAUUUGUUUCUCAUCCCUAUGGUAUAUUGAUUAUCCUAUGUUUAUUUGUAAGUUUUGCAGCUGCAGAUAGAGAUGAAAACCGUACAAGUGUCUGCUGAUUAGACAUUUAUAUAUAUGAAAUAUAAGAGAGAGGUAUUUACUAGAUGGCUAUACUACAUAAACAUAGGAUAUGUCUAUAUUAUCACGCCAGUCGUGCAUGAUCUAUAGACAAACGGUCGAACACGACGCGUAUCAAUAAACCUUUACGAUGCCUCUCUCUUCUCGAUGUCGCUCGUCACUCGCGCUACGUAUCUCGAUCGUUACUGGCGUUCGAUAAAUCGUUUGUUAAAAAUAUUAAGAAUGCACGCGUUCUAUAGAGAAAACUGACGCGAUAGUAACACCGGCGUGUUCACGAAGCCUGGAAACGUGUGCGUCUUAUGUCUUUAAUCGAUUUUGUAAGUUGUACAGCAUUCGUACAAGGAUGCAGUCAUCUCGAGUACACGCAUCGUUAUGUAGAUAAAUGUCGCACGAAUAUACGAAUCGUGUAUGACAUGACAAAAAAUGAAAGAAAUGAGAAACAAA
Ooceraea biroi (clonal raider ant) is the source of this 1712-nucleotide messenger RNA. RefSeq lists its product as uncharacterized. NCBI's taxonomy places the organism in Eukaryota, Metazoa, Arthropoda, Insecta, Hymenoptera, Formicidae. The record is from RefSeq and is a predicted model, not a curated record.